CUCUGAGCCGGAGGUUUUGUUGUGAGGGUCGGUUGUCAAGCAGCGGCCAAUCAGGGCAGGGGAUGGAGGCAAGUGGGGGUCGCCCCUGGAGCAGAGCCUUGGCCUUGGGAGCCGCCACUGCAGCCCAGUGUUGAGCUGAGAUGGCCCGAGCCUGACAUUCCAUGAUCCAGGAUCCGGACGGGCGUGGACAGGCUGCUGCCGUGGAUGAUUUAAAGCGAAGAGUUGGUCCCCGAGAAAGGCAUUCCCUCUGCCUGGAUGUGUGGGGACUCCCUGCCGACUUGAUUGGUGGAUCUGGGGGGGAUCCACCCCCACCCCUGGAGGAAGGCCUUCUGUUUCGUGGGUGGAGCUUCGAGUGCCAGACAGCCGGAGGAUGGCCACCCCGGUGGUCACCAAGACGGCCUGGAAAUUGCAGGAAAUCGUCGCCCACGCCAGCAAUGUGUCCUCACUGGUGCUGGGCAAAGGCUCCGGGCGGCUGCUGGCGACAGGAGGGGACGACUGCCGCGUCAACCUGUGGUCCAUCAACAAGCCCAACUGCAUCAUGAGCCUGACGGGUCACACGUCCCCGGUGGAGAGUGUCCGCCUCAACACCCCCGAGGAGCUCAUUGUGGCCGGCUCCCAGUCGGGCUCCAUCCGCGUCUGGGACCUGGAAGCUGCCAAAAUUCUUCGCACACUCGUGGGACACAAGGCCAACAUCUGCAGCCUGGAUUUCCACCCCUACGGCGAGUUUGUGGCCUCGGGUUCCCAGGACACCAACAUCAAGCUCUGGGACAUCAGGAGGAAAGGCUGUGUCUUCCGGUACAGGGGGCACAGCCAGGCCGUGCGGUGUCUCCGGUUCAGCCCCGACGGGAAGUGGUUGGCAUCGGCUGCAGAUGACCACACAGUGAAGCUCUGGGAUCUGACUGCCGGCAAAAUGAUGUCCGAGUUCCCUGGCCACACGGGGCCCGUCAACGUGGUGGAGUUUCACCCCAACGAGUACCUCCUGGCUUCCGGCAGCUCUGACAGGACCAUCCGCUUCUGGGACCUGGAGAAAUUCCAGGUGGUGAGCUGCAUCGAAGGGGAGCCGGGGCCUGUCAGGAGCAUCCUCUUCAACCCCGACGGCUGCUGCCUGUACAGCGGCUGCCAGGACUCGUUGCGCGUCUACGGCUGGGAGCCCGAGCGCUGCUUUGACGUGGUCCUCGUCAACUGGGGCAAGGUGGCCGACCUGGCCAUCUGCAAUAACCAGCUGAUAGGCGUGGCCUUCGCCCAGAGCAACGUCUCCUCUUAUGUGGUGGACCUGACCCGGGUCACCAGGACAGGCACGGAGGCCCAGGACCCCGUGCAGGACAGCCGGCUCCUGACGCAGCAGCCGCCCCUCCCCACCGCCCCCCUGCGGCGUAUCUACGAGCGGCCCAGCACAACCUGCAGCAAGCCUCAGAGGGUGAAGCAGAACUCGGAGAGCGAGCGCCGCAGCCCCAGCAGCGAGGACGACCGGGACGAGCGGGAGUCUCGUGCGGAGAUUCAGAACGCGGAGGACUACAAUGAGAUCUUCCAGCCCAAGAACAGCAUCAGUCGGACACCACCUCGAAGAAGCGAGCCCUUCCCAGCACCCCCAGAGGAUGACGUGGCCACAGCCAAGGAGGCAGCACAGCCCAGCCCAGCCAUGGACACGCAGUUCCCGGUGCCAAACCUCGAGGUCCCACCCUGGUCCCAGGUCGUCACUUCCACCCCCGCGCCCAAGGCUGAGCCUGCCAUCAUCCCUGCCGCCCGGAACGAGCCCAUCGGCCUGAAGGCCUCCGACUUCCUGCCUGCGGUGAAGAUCCCCCAGCAGACAGAGCUGGUCGACGAGGAUGCCAUGUCGCAAAUCCGCAAAGGCCACGACACCAUGUGCGUGGUGCUCACCAGCCGCCACAAGAACUUGGACACCGUGAGGGCCGUGUGGACCACGGGCGACAUCAAGACGUCGGUGGACUCAGCCAUAGCCAUCAAUGACCUGUCGGUGGUGGUGGACCUCCUUAACAUCGUCAACCAGAAAGCCUCCCUGUGGAAGCUGGACCUCUGCACCACGGUCCUGCCGCAGAUCGAGAAGCUCCUGCAGAGCAAGUAUGAGAGCUAUGUCCAGACGGGCUGCACCUCCCUGAAGCUGAUCCUACAGCGCUUUCUGCCCCUCAUCACUGACAUCCUGGCAGCCCCGCCCUCUGUGGGUGUCGACAUCAGCCGGGAAGAGAGGCUGCACAAGUGCCGGCUCUGCUAUAAGCAGCUCAAGAGCAUCAGCAGCCUCGUCAGGACCAAGUCGGGCCUGAGUGGCCGCCACGGCAGUGCCUUCCGGGAGCUGCACCUGCUCAUGGCCAGUUUGGACUGAGGAACCCACUGGAUGGCGGCACCAGGCAACCCUCGGGGCCUGGCCUCCACCCCCACUCCUGUUACCUGUGCACCCACCGGCCCAUGAGCUUCUGCCCUGUGGCCAUCCUGGAGGCGGCGGCGCUGGCCCACUGGCCACCUCCACAGCCCUGAACUCAGACAACUUCUGUCCAGCUAUGGCUGCCCAGCUUUGCCUAAUUCUUGCUUCUUGGGGCAGCCAACCAAGCCCUGGGGCUGCUGCUGUAAUUUAUAAGACAAAUUUUAUUAAAUUUGUAAUUAUU
Messenger RNA from Myotis davidii, 2618 nucleotides. RefSeq names its product katanin p80 (WD repeat containing) subunit B 1 (gene KATNB1). Gene Ontology annotation, cellular component: katanin complex. Gene Ontology annotation, biological process: microtubule severing; microtubule depolymerization. Lineage: Eukaryota; Metazoa; Chordata; Mammalia; Chiroptera; Vespertilionidae. Bases 371 to 2338 code for a protein of 655 amino acids. The transcript is spliced from 20 exons. The record is from RefSeq and is a predicted model, not a curated record. Gene Ontology annotation, molecular function: microtubule binding.